This is a messenger RNA of Lotus japonicus, 1072 nucleotides long. RefSeq names its product serpin-ZX-like. The transcript is spliced from 3 exons. Gene Ontology annotation, molecular function: serine-type endopeptidase inhibitor activity. Bases 1 to 768 code for a protein of 255 amino acids. The record is from RefSeq and is a predicted model, not a curated record. NCBI's taxonomy places the organism in Eukaryota, Viridiplantae, Streptophyta, Magnoliopsida, Fabales, Fabaceae.
AUGGCGUGCGGUGGUGCACUGCGUCAUCUGGUGUUUCCGGUGAAAGGAAACAGAGAUGAGAAGGAAAGAUAUAAGAGAAAAGGACCAUCUCAACACCUUCUUCUCUCAGGUCGUCUCCACCGUCUUCUCCAAGACGGACUUUCACCUUUAAUUGGAAAGAUGGCAUCAGAACCUGGUUUCUUGGAAGGCAGGCUUCCUCAGCACAAAGUGAAACUGGCUUCCUUUAAGAUUCCGAGAUUCGAUAUCUCUUUUGCAUUUGAAGCUUCGGAUGUGCUGAAGGAGUUGGGAGUGGUUUUGCCUUUCUCCCAAGGAGAUGCAGAUUUUACAAAAAUGGUGAAGGUGAACACUCCUUUCAAUGAAUUAUAUGUGGAAAGCAUAUUUCAAAAAGUUUUCAUUAAGGUACAUGAAGAAGGCACCGAAGCUGCAGCAGCCACCAUACGAGCUUUGAGAGGAGGAGGUGGUCCACCACAGGGUCUAAAAUUUGUAGCUGACCACCCUUUCCUCUUCUUGAUCAGAGAAGAUUUCUCUGGAACAAUCCUCUUUGUUGGGCAGGUGCUCAACCCUCUUGGUGGAGCAAAUGGAACAACCACACCUGUGAAGGAGGAUUUGGGUAGGAAAAAGCGGUCUGGCCCGGUAGACAAUGCUGAGAGGUCGAAGAAAAAGUCUAGUGAUAUUGAUUCAGAGAAGAAUGGGGAGAAGAAAGAUGGCGACGGUGAUCAUAAGGCUGAGGUUCCACCAAAGAGAAACAGGACAAGUAAAAAUGCUUAAGAUGAUGCUGAGGGAGGAGAAGAUGAUGAGAGUCCUUGUUUUGUGAUCUGCUGCUUGAAAUGUAUCACAAAUUAUGCAGCUUAUGCUAUGCUGUCCGUGCAAGUUUGGAAUGUUAUUGCAAUUAAUAUUAAUGUUCAUUACUAAUUGAACAUAACAAAUGGUUCUUAAAUCCAAAUGUUCAAAUUAAGCAAUCAUUCUCUCAAAAUGCAGCAUAGGGAGAUAAUAGUUUUGUUGAUAAUGGAAAAGAACGAAUGAACCAGCAUAGUUUUCUUAAAUCCAAAUGUUCAAAUUAAGCAACCCUUCG